Molecule: messenger RNA, 645 nt
Organism: Gongylonema pulchrum
Lineage: Eukaryota; Metazoa; Nematoda; Chromadorea; Rhabditida; Gongylonematidae
Source: the annotation of a GenBank genome assembly
AUGAUUGUUCUGAUAUCGGACGGUAACAGUCAGGAUCGGUGGGAAGAGCUGCUCGCUGCUGCUGAUCGUCUUCGAGCAACAGACGCCAAUGUUUAUGCCGUUACGGCCAGUCAUGAUUAUUACUUCAGAGAAUUAGAGCUUUAUGCGGGCAGUAAAUGGCUUGUUUAUGUUGAUGCUCGUAAGCGGCAGUUUCUUGAUGAUGCUGAAUUGUCGGUGAUGCAAUGUCAAAGUCCAGCGAAUUCGAUUUCUUCACCAGCGCCAAGUGUAUGCCUUGUUUUCUUUUACAAUCUAUUCGGAAGAAUGAUUGUUCUGAUAUCGGACGGUAACAGUCAGGAUCGGUGGGAAGAGCUGCUCGCUGCUGCUGAUCGUCUUCGAGCAACAGACGCCAAUGUUUAUGCCGUUACGGCCAGUCAUGAUUAUUACUUCAGAGAAUUAGAACUUUAUGCGGGCAGUAAAUGGCUUGUUUAUGUUGAUGCUCGUAAGCGGCAGUUUCUUGAUGAUGCUGAAUUGUCGGUGAUGCAAUGUCAAAGUCCAGAGAAUUCGAUUUCUUCACCAGCGCCAAGUAACGAAUUUACCGUCACCGCACAAACUCCUUUUGCUCUCAGCGAUACGUUGCUGCUAAGCAAAGUCUCAUCAGAAGGGUAA